AGAAAACAACUACCAUUCCUUCAACAAUAAGCAUCACACACACUCGGAGAUAUUCACAUAUCCUUCAUCCCUCGAAGUAUCUAGCCACUCCCCUCUCCUUCUCCAAUCCCACCCAUCGAAUAUUUAAUCAACAGUUACUUCACAGGUUCUUCAUUCCCCCCUUUUCCACUCUAAAAUUGAUAAAAAAACUUCCAUAGUUUAGAGGCUUUUUUAUCUGUUGUGUAUUAGCCUUCUGGGGUGAGUUUUUAUAGGUUUUACAGCUGUUUAUGUUGUUUCUUUGAGGUUUUAGAUUGUCAGGGUUAAUGGGCUAUGCUUGGUUUGGCUUUUAAGCAAGCAAGUUAUUUUCUUUUUAGUGUAAGAAAGCUCUGUUUAUUUGUGUAAUUAUAAUUACUGCUGUGUAAAUUUUGUGUACGGUUCUCUAGGGACUGGAUUAGGUGAAAUUUAGUUUAGAUUCGAGUUGAAAUUUGUUGGUGGGUUUGCCUAUUUUGAGAACUGGUAAACAUGGCGGAUUCAGUUGCUGCAGCAUCUCUUAUUGGAUAUAGGCCACUGUGUGGGGGAUUGUCUGUCAAGGAUACGUCUUACAGGAGAAAGUCUUUGAUUAGUUGUCGGUGUCCGAUAAAAGAAGCCGUGGGUAAAAGGGUUAUUUAUUCUUCUCCUAUGUUGCCAAGAUUGACAAUUGAUAGGUUAGUUAAUACCUCAAUUAAGGCUCUGGCAACAGAGCUUACGAAAGAGGUGCACUCAUACAGGGAGGAAGAGAGAAUACCACGGACUUGGAAUUACCGAGUUGAUACUGGUGUUGAUAGAAAACCAGGUUUGUGGCCACCAGAGAACAGAGCGGAUAAUGCUUUGUUGCAUAACCCCUUGAUUCGACAAGAAAGGAUGGGUUGCAGUUGGCUGGGUGCUAUAUUUGAGUGGGAGGGUGUGAUAAUUGAGGACAAUCCUGAUCUCGAGAGGCAAGCUUGGCUUGCUCUUUCCCGAGAAGAAGGAAAACCCACUCCUCCAGCUUUUAUUUUGAGACGAGUAGACGGGAUGAAGAAUGAACAAGCGAUCUCUGAAGUCUUGUGUUGGUCGAGAGACCCGCCAGAGAUGAAAAGAAUGGCUACAAGGAAGGAAGAAAUCUACCAAUCUCUUCAAGGUGGGAUAUACAGAUUACGAACUGGCUCAAAGGAGUUUGUGAAUAUUUUGAUGCAUUACAAGAUACCAAUGGCAUUGGUUUCCACACGUCCAAGAAAAACUCUCGAGAAUGCAAUUGGAACCGUCGGGAUUGAAGGGUAUUUCACUGCUAUUGUAGCAGCAGAAGAUGUUCACAGGGGGAAGCCUGAUCCGGAGAUGUUUAUUUAUGCAGCCCAGCUUCUAAACUUUAUACCACAGCGCUGUAUUGUGUUUGGGAACUCUAAUCAAACCGUGGAGGCUGCACACGAUGCUUUUAUGAAGUGUGUUGCUAUUGCUAGUAAGCAUCCCGUGUAUGAGCUUGGUGCUGCAGACUUGGUGGUGAGGAAACUAGAUGAACUUUCAAUUGUUGAUCUGAAGAAUCUUGCUGAUAUUGAAUCGCCAGAAUUUGGGCCUGUUGAGCUAGAGACGGAGCUGGAGCCUGAGGAGGAUUAAGAUCGAUCUACCUCAGCGGGAGUUGAUGAUAUUUUCUGGUAACUCUUAUGAAUUGUACAGUUUAUUUUGUGCUUUAUCCAAUUCUUGAUGAAAAUAGUUCUAUAUCGCCCCCCCAGAAUCACCGCAAACUGGCGAAUCCCUUGCCGUGUAGAAGGGAUAAAAAAAAUAUUAAAAGUAGAAAGAGGGAAAUAGAAGAAAAGGUCAAAAAAAGAAGGAAAAAAAAAUGGUGGUCUACAUUGGACUAGAAUUACAUUAUGAUGUAUCACCCGUACAAUGUAUAUAGUUGUGCUAUCAAUAAUUUGUUUGCGGUGCUUCUUUCUGUUUCUGUUCGAACCUUUAGAAUCAAUUCAACUAUACAUAUAAGAAUCAUUAAGAUCA
Populus euphratica (Euphrates poplar) is the source of this 1983-nucleotide messenger RNA. RefSeq lists its product as uncharacterized. The transcript has a single exon. NCBI's taxonomy places the organism in Eukaryota, Viridiplantae, Streptophyta, Magnoliopsida, Malpighiales, Salicaceae. Bases 502 to 1605 code for a protein of 367 amino acids. The record is from RefSeq and is a predicted model, not a curated record.